Malurus melanocephalus (red-backed fairy wren) is the source of this 2143-nucleotide messenger RNA. Its product is annotated as prosaposin. Gene Ontology annotation, biological process: sphingolipid metabolic process. Lineage: Eukaryota; Metazoa; Chordata; Aves; Passeriformes; Maluridae. The record is from RefSeq and is a predicted model, not a curated record. Gene Ontology annotation, cellular component: lysosome. The transcript has 13 exons. The coding region runs from base 16 to 1563 and encodes 515 amino acids.
GGGACUCAUUCAAGCAUGCAGCGUGAAAAGUUGCUUGUGUUUUUUCUCUUUGUGGCAGCUGUGGCCAGCCCUGUGCUGUGGCAGAAGGAGUGUGUGAAGGGGCCGGAGGUGUGGUGUCAGAGCAUUCGCACGGCAUCGCAGUGCGGGGCRGUGAAACACUGCCAGCAGAAUGUCUGGAAUAAACCUGCUGUGAGCAGUAUUCCCUGUGACUUGUGUAAGGAGCUUGUGACCGUGGCUGGCAAGGUUUUGAAGGAUAAUGGCACUGAGGAUGAGAUCCGCUCUUACUUGGAAAAGACAUGCGAGUUUCUUCCUGACCCGGGCCUGGUCUCUGAGUGCAAAGAGAUCGUGGAUUCCUACCUACCAGUUMUCAUGGAUAUGAUCAAGGAAGAGCUGGAUAAACCUGAGGUUGUGUGCAGUGCCCUUGCYCUGUGCCAGUCCCUUCAGAAGCACCUUGCAGCAAUGAAGCUCCAGAAACAGCUCCAGACCAAUAAGAUCCCAGAGCUGGAUUUCUCCGAACUGGCGUCCCCUUUCAUGGCUAACGUGCCUCUUCUCCUUUACCCUCAGGACAAGCCCAAGCAGAAGCCUAAGACUAGUGGAGAUGUGUGCCAAGAUUGCAUUCAGCUGGUCACUGAUGUUCAGGAAGCUGUGAAGACAAACUCGUCUUUUGUCAAGUCUUUGGUUGCUCAUGCCAAGGAGGAAUGUGACCGUUUGGGACCUGGGAUGUCUGAUAUGUGCAAGACCUAUGUCUCUGAAUAUUCUGACUUGGCCAUCCAGAUGAUGAUGCACAUGCAACCMAAGGACAUUUGUGCCAUGGUUGGGUUCUGUUCCUCUGUGAAGUCUGUUCCACUUCAGCGUCUGGUGCCAGCUCAGGUGGUUCAUGAGGUGAAAAUGGAAGUUGUGGAGAAGGUUUCAGUUCAAGAGAAGACUUUUUCCUUGUGUGAAAUCUGUGAGACCAUGGUGAARGAAGUGACUGGCCUCUUGGAAAGCAACAAGACAGAGGAGGAGAUUGUGCACGAGAUGGAGGUGGUGUGCCGCCUCUUCCCAGGAAGCGUCAAGGACCAGUGCAAGGAUUUCAUCGAGGUCUAUGGCCAGGCUGUGAUUGACAUGCUCCUGGAGGCAACCAGUCCCGAGGCUGUGUGUGCCAUGCUGAAAUGCUGUGCAGCUGGCAAGCUGCCCCAGCAACCAGUUGUAGUGAAACCUGCAGGUGGCUUCUGUGAUAUCUGCAAGAUGGUGGUGGCGUAUGCAGACAARGAGCUAGAGAAGAAUGCCACGACAGCUGAAAUUGAAGCUUUACUGGAAAAAGUCUGUCACUUCCUGCCAGAGUCUGUCAGUGAUGAGUGUGUGCAGUUUGUGGAACAGUAUGAACCCGUGGUUGUGCAACUCUUGGCAGAGGUGAUGGAUCCCACUUUUGUUUGCACUAAACUCGGAGUCUGUGAGUCAGCUAAAGAGCCUCUCCUGGGGAACGAUGCCUGUGUCUGGGGUCCAGGCUACUGGUGCAAGAAYAUGGACACUGCUACUCAGUGCAACGCUGUUGAUCAUUGCAAACGUCAUGUGUGGAACUAGAAGAAGAAUUUCCAGUUCUGAAAGUUAGCCAUGGCUCUUGGGAAAUGUGGGCCGAGGUUGGCGGAGAGCUGUAUCUCACUUGUCCCUCCUCUCUGCCUCAUUAACAAUUUGACCUUGAAGUUCCUUUUGUUGUAACUCUUCUGUAGCAGUGCUGCUGUUGAAGGAUCAGAUCUUCAUCGUUGACUUAACAAAAGAUAUUUCUGAUUGUACAGUUUAACUCAUUAUGCUCCUGAAAAUAGUCAGUGUGUUGUAGAUUUUUUUUUUUUUAAUUGAUAGGCUGAAGUGUUUUUUAAUGUGCUGGGAAGAAUGACAGAGAUGGGUGAAAUGAGGCAAGGCUCUCAUCUUCUAAUUUUAUAAAAGGAACAAGGUAGUGACUGAACUUUCAAAUGUCUUUCUGUUGGCAACAUUGGGAAGAUUUUACAUGCUUUGAAUUUUUAAUAUCUGGCUGGAAUUUAAACUUUCUGUGUAUGGGAGCUCUAAGGAAUAAUGUUGAAUCUGAGAAUCCUUUCAGCUGGAAUUUUCAAAGCUCUACUGAUGCAGAGGAGGGGGCUUUGUGUGCUUUCAAAGUAACUGAUACUUA